AUGUUUCCUUUUUUGUUUCCUCAUUUCAUUCUUACCAUGUUUCUUUUUUCUAUCUUCAUUUUUUAUCUUUUUUUUUGUUCAGUUUUCUGGCUUCUUCUCUUUACUCUUUCUUUUCAAUUGUUAUUCUUCAUUUCUUUUUUUCUUCUUUAUAUCUUCUUUCUUUUCAAUUUCUUUCUUCAAACUUUUCAUGUUUUUUUCCACCUUUCAUCUUCUUUUUCUUGUUUUCUUCUUUUUUUACGGCAUUGCUUUUUAACUUUUUCUUUCUCUUUUAUUUCCACUUUUUUCAUUUUUCCUCCAUUCUUAUUUUUUGACUUGACUGCUUUUUCUUCUUCAUUCCCUUUUCCUUCUUUUACAUUCAAUUUUUCAUGUUCAUUCCCUUUUCAUUCUUUUACAUUCAAUUCUUCAUUUUCAUUCCUUUUUCCUGCUUUUACAUUCAAUUCUUCAUUUUCAUUCCUUUUUUCUGCUUUUACAUUCAAUUCUUCAUUUUCAUUCCCUUUUCCUUCAUUUACAUUCAAUUUUUUAUGUUCAUUCCCUUUUCCUUCUUUUACAUUCAAUUCUUAUUUUUCCUUCCUUUUUCAAUUUUUUACAUUCAAUUCUUCUUUUUCAUUCUUUUAUACAUUCUUAAUCUUCUUUUUAACUGUACCAUUUUUCAUUAUUCUGUUUCUCCUUUAA
Acanthosepion pharaonis is the source of this 672-nucleotide messenger RNA. The record is from the annotation of a GenBank genome assembly. NCBI's taxonomy places the organism in Eukaryota, Metazoa, Mollusca, Cephalopoda, Sepiida, Sepiidae.